This is a messenger RNA of Mucor velutinosus, 1494 nucleotides long. RefSeq lists its product as uncharacterized. The transcript has 4 exons. NCBI's taxonomy places the organism in Eukaryota, Fungi, Mucoromycota, Mucoromycetes, Mucorales, Mucoraceae. The record is from RefSeq and is a predicted model, not a curated record. Bases 1 to 1494 code for a protein of 497 amino acids.
AUGAACCAAGAAGAGGAUGAACAUCAAUAUAAUGAUAUCUGUUCCAAAGUCAACUUGCUGUCAUCCAUUCAGCAUCAGCAAAAGGAGCUCUCCAAACUGGCAAAGCAAUUGCAGUCCGAAAGAGACAGAGAAAAGUACACCAAAGUGAUUGAGAUGUCUAAAGUCAUCCAGUCAAAAUUAGACUAUCUCCAGCAGGAAAAGAAGCGCUGUGAAUUUGAUGUGCGUAUUGUAAAGACCAUCGAUCGAAAAAACUCCAUGUGGAGUCUACAACAUGACAACAGCAGUCAUCGCGCGAGUAGCAGUAGUUGUUGCAGCCAAAGUAGCACGAGUGAUAAUACAACCAUAGUAACCAAUAAUGGCAAUGGCAGCCAAUGUGGCGAUGGCGAUGAUUUACUGCCCAAUGUCUUUUCAGAUGCUCCUGCUCGGUACCAUACAUACAAUGGGCAUACAUAUAGAGUAAUAGAUCGAGUUACAUCGCUGCAAUUUAAACCCGAUUCAUAUACCACCAACAGAAGAUCUUCCACUCCAGAUACUCUGUUUGAAAAUAAAACAAUGUACGUAAAGCCAACAUUCAAAAAGAAGCAAAUAUCGUUCUCUCCCCUGCCGCCAAAACAUCACAGUAUUGCAUGGGAGGACAAAAAAGAUGGCGAGGGAGGAGAAGACGAGCAAGAGCUAGAAGAAGAAGAAGAGGAGGAGGAGGAGGGAAUCACUCAAUCAGCAACCAUUCAUGUGGCUGUCCGUCGAGAUGCUUCUCUUUUCACGAUUGAAAAGGCCAAGGAUUGUCAGGAAGAAGCUACUAUUGAAACAAACAACAUGGAUAAUGAGACUAUAGAUGAAGCAAAUGCAGUGAAAUCAGCCAAUGCAGGAUUGCUUACACCACCAGACUCACCACAAACACAGAGCCAAUUUGACAGAGAAAUAGGCCCUGAAUCCUAUCUGGAUUUAAGUUUGCAUCCGCACAUUAUACACGUACAUAAGAAAACACAUUCCAGCCUCAAGGGUUUAUUAAAGAGAUCGUACCAAUUAAACCAAUAUACCAUUACGAAAACCAACUCAAUCACACUAUCAGCUCCUUCUCAGUCAUCCCCUUCUUUUACACUGCCUUUAUUGUUACUGUACAAGACGCACAAUGCAUUCACCGGAAAAGCCAAGCUCUUGCUCAAGAUGGUGAUUACAUCCUUAACAGCCAAAUCAACAGAAGUACAAAAGCGAUUUGGAUUCACAUUCAUGAUCCAUCAUCAGUAUCAACACCAACACCAACAAGACGAUGCAAAGUUUGCCCUGGCACCCGAUUCACUGGUUAAGGAGGCGCUUGCAACUUGGAUCAACUCCCAGAAUGAAGAGCACCAACGACAAAGCAGAAGGGAUGCAUCUACAUCGCAAGCUCCUUUCCUGCCAUUGUUGUCAAAGUCGGAUGAAAUUCUGAGGGACGGCCGUAAACUGUACGUUGUCUAUGAUACAAGCUUAUUUCCUUCAUCACGCUGCUCAAUGUAA